AUGGCCACAGCGGCCGUGGCCCAGCCCAUCAGAGAGGUUGGCUCGGCGGCUGCCGAGCAGGAGCGGGCUGUCUAUAUUGAUGACGAGGUGCCUCCGGGGUUGAUCGGAGACAGGGAUGACUCGUCACAGAGGUCUCCCAGCUUGGAGUCUGUUCGGGACAAAGCUCCAAAGGAGGUGGCGACUGACGUUGCUGGAGGGACGAUGGCCGUUCCUGCGCAGUACGACUACGUCGUUCAGGCAGAGGAAGCGCCCUUGCUGGAUCAACCACAGGUCUCUAGCCCCCAGGAGAAUAAGAAGGCUGCACAGGAACUUCCGCCGGGCGCCGUGGGGGCACCGUUCGUGGCCGAUGAGAUUGAAGAUGCUUCCCCACCGUCUCCAGGAGACAGCCCUGAAGCGAUCCCUGCGCGCUCUCCCGCCUCUCCAAGCAAAACCUCAUUCCAUCAGUGGGAAGAGGCAGAUGUCUCCUUGCUCAGCGGCAGCAAGCAGGUGGUCCGCGUAUUCUGCGGAGUUUGGAACCUCCACGGGAAGAAGGCCCCGGCAAGCUUAAAUCAAUGGGUGCCGACAUCUCCAAGGCAUCACAUCUAUGUCGUUGGCACCUGCGAGUGCGAACGAACAAUAGAGAAAUCGCUUAUAUGGUCCAGCAAGGCGAGAUGGGAGCGCCAAAUGUGCGAACACCUCGGUGAGGACUUUCGCAUGAUCGGGUCGCACAAUAUGAGUGCUGUCCAUGUCAUGGUUUUCAUUCACCGGUCGCUCUGGAGAUAUUGCUGGGAACCACGGACCUGUCAGGUCGCGACGGGCUUUGCCAACCUCGUGGGAAAUAAGGGCGGCACGCAGGUAGCCUUCCACGUGGGGAACACCACCAUGCUUUUUGUGAAUGCCCACCUCGCAGCGCAUGCCAACAAGAUGAAGGAGCGUACGCAGAAUCUGCAACGCAUCCUGACAGACUCGCCGCUGAGAAAGCGGAAGGAUUCGAGCGGCGUCCACGAGGAAUACGACCGCGUGUUCGUGAUGGGCGAUCUCAACACGCGGGUGGAUGCCAGCAGAGCUCAAGUGGACGAGUGGAUCACAGAGAAGCAGUUCGACAAGUGCCUGGCAAAGGACCAGCUGUUGCCUCUUUUGAGGGGCAAUCCAGGCAGCAACUCUGUCGGAUUCUGGCCAGAGUUUGAGGAGGCAGCGAUUAACUUUCCACCUACUUACAAGUUCGACAAGCACUCGGAUAUCUACGAUUCUUCCAAGAAGCAGCGGGUACCGAGUUGGACGGACCGGAUUUUGUGGCGUCGUGAUCCACACAUCAAGUCUCUGGCUUAUGACUCCGUACCUUGUCUGCAAUGCUCGGACCACCGUCCCGUGUUCGCCCAGUUCGAGGUGAUGGUGGACGUUGAAGACUGGUCAGGGCCACCUGCGCCAGACCCAAGCAGGAAGAGCUCCGUGUGCUGUGUGCAAUGA
Symbiodinium sp. CCMP2456 is the source of this 1446-nucleotide messenger RNA. The record is from the annotation of a GenBank genome assembly. NCBI's taxonomy places the organism in Eukaryota, Dinophyceae, Suessiales, Symbiodiniaceae.